Messenger RNA from Saccostrea cuccullata (small rock oyster), 1704 nucleotides. RefSeq lists its product as uncharacterized. The transcript is spliced from 10 exons. The coding region runs from base 64 to 1629 and encodes 521 amino acids. The record is from RefSeq and is a predicted model, not a curated record. Gene Ontology annotation, biological process: double-strand break repair. Gene Ontology annotation, molecular function: DNA-(apurinic or apyrimidinic site) endonuclease activity; NAD+ poly-ADP-ribosyltransferase activity; 3'-5' exonuclease activity. NCBI's taxonomy places the organism in Eukaryota, Metazoa, Mollusca, Bivalvia, Ostreida, Ostreidae. Gene Ontology annotation, cellular component: site of double-strand break; nucleus.
UUCGAAACUAGACGAGAUUUAUCAUGUACUAAAUAUUUUCACUGCAUGUGAAAAGCUUGAUCAAUGGCAAGUCCUGCGAAGAAACCUAAAACAUCGGCUCUACCAGUGUGCCCAUAUGGAGCACGGUGUUACCGAAAAAAUCCCGAGCAUUUUAAAGAAUUUUCACAUCCUCCGACGAAGACUGACGCUUCAUCAAGUGACGACGGCACUAACGAUGAUACCAAACCUAGUCUCAAUGACAAAAGCCUUCCGCCCUGUAAAUAUGGCGCUAGUUGCUACAGGAAGAAUCUUCUCCAUUUUGCUGAGUAUUCUCACCCCACUGUGAUAAAAAGCAAGGACAGUGGAAGUGACACAGAUCCUAUAGAAUCAGAUGAAGAGGAGAAGAAAAAGUCAAAAGUCAAGUCUGCAGACAUCUUGAAAAGAGGCAUGUCUCUGGUGAAGAAGUACUCGCAGAUGACAGAGGAUGAAAGAAAGGAGCUGAUCAAGCAAGCGUUUGAAGCCAAGCAGAAACUACAGGAAGAGCUUAAGGAAACAAAAGACAAAGUUAAAGAAAAGGAAAAAGAACUGGAACAAAUGCAGCAAAAGGUGUCCUCUGGCCUUUUAUUGGUGGAGGGUGAAAAGGCGGCUUUAGAGGGGACAGACACAGUGUACUUCUCACUCAUGGCUGAGCGUAACCACAAGGAGGGCUCAGCUGAGCAGACUCACUUCAGGCUGGCCGAGUCCCAGUUUUAUCGACUACUAAGUGGCACAGACAAUAGCUACACCAUUAAGAAAGUGGAGUAUGUUGUUAAUCCAGAGUUGAGGACCAAAUUCAAACAUGCUAAAGAUGAGCUAAAGAAACAGAGAGGAGAGGAUUUAUCCUACCCCGUGUUAGCAUUUCAUGGAACCAAAGUAGAGAAUAUCACCAAAAUCUGUGAAACUGGAUUCAGAGUUCCUGGAGACAAAGGUUUCCAACACAGAACAGACACUGGCUGGUAUGGUAAGGGGGUGUACUUUAGUGAGUACCCCGACUACAGUAUGGGGUACAUCCAGGGGGCAGAGAAGCUACUCCUGUGUCAGGUUCUCCCUGGGAAAGUGUUCCACUGUAAAAAGCUGAUCCAUGGGGCAGCGCUUACUAAGGGACACGACUCCCACACGUCCCCUGAUAAAAAAGAGCUGGUCAUAUUCAACCCCGGUCACAUCCUGCCCAGCUAUAUUGUUCAUUAUAAGAUGGCCUCUGGGGAGUUUGCUUACAGUAAAACUGGGACUGGGGGUAAGGCUACUUCAGCCAAGAAAUCAACAGCUGAUGAUGACGACGAUGAUGAUGAUGAAAGUGUGCAUGAAAAAUGUAUGAAAUCCCAAACUGCCAAAAAGUCAAAAGUAUUGAAGGACCAGAAAAUUUUGUUCACUGGAGCUUUUUGUUUGACCCAGAAAGAAAUUACAGAUCUUGUAGUGAAGCAUGGGGCCACAACAGGAACACUGGGUAAUUUCAAUCUCUGUGUCGCAUCCCUGGGAUCUGUGCAAGGUACAACGAACAAGUUCAUGAAGGCCAUGGACAAAAAUAUUCCGAUAGUUUCAGAGGAAUUCUUGUAUGACUCAAUCAACAAGAAGAAACUAAUGGAUCCAGAGAAUUAUUAUCCAGAACAGUGAAUAGACAGCAUUUAUAAAUUAUUGUUCCUUAAAUUCAUCCUCCAAAAUUAUGUAGAGCUUAAUUUUCUCAAUAUU